Molecule: messenger RNA, 837 nt
Organism: Laccaria bicolor S238N-H82
Lineage: Eukaryota; Fungi; Basidiomycota; Agaricomycetes; Agaricales; Hydnangiaceae
Exons: 8
Coding region: 1-837 (278 amino acids)
Biological process (GO): branched-chain amino acid catabolic process; response to nutrient
Molecular function (GO): catalytic activity
Source: RefSeq, a predicted model, not a curated record
AUGUACCAGGCUGUGCGCGACGCAAUGAGUAUUGCCCUCGCCAAGGAUGACAGCGCUGUAGUAUUUGGAGAGGACGUUGCAUUUGGAGGUGUAUUCAGAUGUACAAUGUUCGGUCGAGAACGCGUAUUCAAUACACCACUAACCGAACAAGGCAUUGUAGGUUUUGGCGUCGGACUUGCGUUGAUGGGUCAUACUGCUAUCGCAGAAAUUCAAUUUGCGGACUACAUUUUUCCUGCCUUUGAUCAGCUCGUCAACGAAGCUGCAAAGAUUCGAUAUCGUUCGGGAGGAACGUACAAUGUAGGAGGUCUGACCAUACGGACGCCUACUAUGUCUGUGGGUCAUGGGGGGCUAUACCAUUCUCAAUCCCCUGAGGGAUUUUUCAUGGGAGCGUCAGGGUUGAAGGUAGUUAUACCCCGUUCACCUAUCCAAGCCAAAGGAUUAUUACUGGGCUCAAUUCGCGACCCCAACCCAGUGAUAUUCAUGGAGCCAAAAAUUCUAUAUCGCUCAGCAGGUCUCUUUGCAGUCGAACAAGUUCCCGUUGAUGACUAUGAGCUACCCCUGGGUCAAGCAGAGAUACUGGUUCCAGGAGCCGAUCUUACGCUGUUGACAUGGGGGACACCAGUGUAUCACUCCAAGGUCGAACUGAUUGACUUGCGGUCUAUCCUCCCCUGGGAUGUCGAAACUGUCGCAGAAAGCGUCAACCGUACUGGCCGAUUGGUGAUCGUUCAUGAAGCCGGUAUGACGGCGGGUGUGGGCGCAGAAAUUAGUGCAGAGAUCCAGAAAAGAUGUUUCCUCAAGCUAAAUGCACCGAUCAAACGGGUGACAGGUUGGGAGUAA